AUGUCUAAUCCAUCUGGACUCACCAUCACAGACUCGUGCAUCACAACCUUCAACGAACUUCGAUCCGGCCGCGGCGCCAACAAACCCCGAUUCAUCAUCUACAAGAUCUCAGACGACGAGCAGCAGGCGGUUGUCGACGAAGUCUCCUCGGAACAAGACUAUGAGGUCUUCCGGCAGAAGCUUUCUUCUGCCACACACGGCAAUGGACACCCAGCUCCGAGGUAUGCGGUCUACGACGUAGAGUAUGAUCUUGGGAUGGAUGGCAAACGGUAUGGAAUACCUUCUGGGAUUUGA
This is a messenger RNA of Penicillium alfredii, 294 nucleotides long. RefSeq lists its product as uncharacterized. Gene Ontology annotation, molecular function: actin filament binding. The transcript is spliced from 3 exons. Gene Ontology annotation, cellular component: actin cytoskeleton; cytoplasm; actin cortical patch. Gene Ontology annotation, biological process: cell motility; actin filament severing; actin filament depolymerization. The record is from RefSeq and is a predicted model, not a curated record. Lineage: Eukaryota; Fungi; Ascomycota; Eurotiomycetes; Eurotiales; Aspergillaceae. The coding region runs from base 1 to 294 and encodes 97 amino acids.